Messenger RNA from Exophiala aquamarina CBS 119918, 1815 nucleotides. RefSeq lists its product as uncharacterized. Gene Ontology annotation, cellular component: cytoplasm. Gene Ontology annotation, molecular function: protein binding. Bases 1 to 1815 code for a protein of 604 amino acids. The record is from RefSeq and is a predicted model, not a curated record. The transcript has a single exon. NCBI's taxonomy places the organism in Eukaryota, Fungi, Ascomycota, Eurotiomycetes, Chaetothyriales, Herpotrichiellaceae.
AUGGUGAACGCCGACGAUCUUCUACAAAUAUGUCCGGGCCUCAUCGAGAUUUACAGCGGGAAUGCGCUGUUCAGCCGCUAUCUCGUCAACAUCCGGGAGGAAUUGGAACAAACUACCGUCGAGUUUGUUCGGAUCGUACACUUCUCUGUGCGAGAAUUCCUCAUGUCCGACGGCAUUUGCCGCGGUCCUGCCGCAGAAUUUAAACUAUCCCCAGCUUUGUGUCAUCAGAAAAUCGGUACAGCUUGCCUGAUGUAUCUCUGCGAUACGGAAUUCGUGCAUCGAAAACUUCGGCCGAGUCUUUCCGCAGACUUCCCUUUCGUCCACUAUGCCUUAGAACACUGGCACGUCCACGUGAAAUCAAGCAAGACGCAAACGAUUGAUAUCGAGGAUAUAUGGAGCUUGAAACUAUUCUCUGAAAAGGCAACGUUUCAUCGAUGGCUUAGUAUUUGUUAUGAAGGCUGGGCUCCCAAACCAGAACACCCCGUCGAAGACUGGAUGAAUGCUUAUUCUAUAUAUUCCGCCGCCGAAUUCGGCCUCUACAAACUCCUGUGCCAUCUAUUACAGAGCAACCCCGAUGUCAACAAGGAUAUCGGGUUCUUCGGCAGCGCGCUACAGGCUGCAUCGGCACAAGGCUAUGAAAAAGUGGUCCAGCGUCUCAUCGAGGCCGGAGCGAAUAUUGACAGCGAUGGCGGACACUGCGGAACCGCAUUAACAUGCGCAUCGAAAUGGGGUCACGAGAAUAUAGUCCAUAUGCUGCUCACCGAAGGGGCGGAUGUGAACGGUGGGAGGGGAAAUGUACCCGGUGCGUUACACGCUGCAGCUUCUGGUGGGUACGAAAAUAUAGUCCGGAUGCUGCUUCAACGAGGGGCCGACCCCAAUAGUAACUUCCGGAAGUUGAAUUUAAUACAAAUCUAUCGCACUGCAUUGGAGGCUGCGUCGGCUCAUGGGAGUGCGAGGGUGGUCGAGAUGCUGCUCCGGAAAGGGGCGAAAGUCAACACCAGCGGCGUAGGAUUCAGCGGCGCAUUGGUACAUGCCUCGGGCGAUGGCCGCGAGGACGUGGUUAGGAUCCUGCUCGCCGCUGGCGCUAAAAUCAACGGCGGCGGUGAACGGGAUAGCAACGCGUUGAAGGCCGCGGCGGCUUGGGGCCGCGUGAACGUAGUCUCGAUAUUGUUAGAAGCAGAAGCAAAUAUGCAGGGCGAGAUUUGCGACGCUGGCAGUGAUGGAGAAGAAGAAGAAGAAGAAGAAGAGGAAGAAGAAGAGGAAGAAGAAGAAGAAGGAGAAGAAGAAGGAGAAGAAGAAGGAGAAGAAGAAGAAGGGGGAGAAGACGAAGACGAUAUUACUGUCGAUGAAGAAUAUGAUGACUGGGAAGCUGUUCUAAGCGAUAGCAGUGACGACAAUCUAUAUGAGUACGACUUCUACUAUGAUCGAGACCAUACAGCCCUCACAGCUGCGUCACGUGGCGGGCGUCUCGACGUGGUCGAACUUUUACUCAAGGAGCGGAUGGAUCUUAUCGCUAGUGAUGGUGAAGGCUUCGGCAAGGCACUCUGUGUUGCGUCCAGAGGAGGCCGUCCAAGAAUAGUGGAAGUCCUACUCAAAGCUUGGGAGGACAAUGAUGCGCUCAGAGGCAUGCCAUUGCUUGAUCCAGCACUACAAGCUGCGUGCAAAGGUGGGCACGCAGAAGUGGUGCGGCUGCUGCUAGCAGCUGGGGCGGAUGUCAAUACUCAGGGAGCAUUCGAAGAGGCACAGCGAAGGGGGAAAAAGGAAGUGGUGAAGGUGCUUCUUGAUGCCAAAGCAGACGUUAACAAGCAGCCUUGA